AUGGCAAAGCGUACCGUCAAGAUGGGCGUCAUGGGGCGCUAUGGCGCCCGCUAUGGUUCGAACCCACGUAAGCGCGCCAAGAAGCUGGAGGUGUCUCAGCAUGCGAAACACUUCUGCUCCUUCUGCGGGAAGUUUGCCUUUCGGCGCAAGGCCGUUGGCAUUUGGCGCUGCGAUGGUUGCAGCAAAACUGUCGCUGGUGGCGCCUACACGCUUAGCACACCAAACAACACCACGGUGCGUUCCACCGUUCGCCGCCUUCGUGAGCUGAAGCAGUCUAACUAA
Messenger RNA from Trypanosoma brucei brucei TREU927, 282 nucleotides. RefSeq names its product 60S ribosomal protein L37a, putative. Gene Ontology annotation, cellular component: ribosome. NCBI's taxonomy places the organism in Eukaryota, Euglenozoa, Kinetoplastea, Trypanosomatida, Trypanosomatidae. Bases 1 to 282 code for a protein of 93 amino acids. Gene Ontology annotation, biological process: translation. Gene Ontology annotation, molecular function: structural constituent of ribosome. The transcript has a single exon. The record is from RefSeq and is a predicted model, not a curated record.